Messenger RNA from Passer domesticus (house sparrow), 1118 nucleotides. Its product is annotated as RNA polymerase II elongation factor ELL2-like. Bases 282 to 1118 code for a protein of 278 amino acids. Gene Ontology annotation, cellular component: transcription elongation factor complex. The transcript is spliced from 8 exons. Gene Ontology annotation, biological process: positive regulation of transcription elongation by RNA polymerase II; snRNA transcription by RNA polymerase II; transcription elongation by RNA polymerase II. Gene Ontology annotation, molecular function: cis-regulatory region sequence-specific DNA binding. Lineage: Eukaryota; Metazoa; Chordata; Aves; Passeriformes; Passeridae. The record is from RefSeq and is a predicted model, not a curated record.
CCGUGCCCGUCAGGGUGACCCAGAGGCCCCAGGACCAAGAGCCAAAUGCCAGCAAGGCGUCGCACAAUGGAAGUGCACAGGAUAUCAAAUUGUAUAACCCACUUGGAGGUUUGCAGGCAAAUAUCAGAGAGGCAUGGUCCAAGGAACAGGAAGUGGAGAAAGGUAUUAAAAGUUUGACCUACAUUGAAAGAUUGAAGGAGCGUGUAAAGAAAGUGAAAAUACCAGAGCUCAGGAGAGCCCCAUGCAGCUCUCCAGAUCUUGUGCCUGAGAGGAAGAGAACGAUGCCCACGAACUCUGCCAAAUUCUUCCAGAGACUUUCCAGGACUGUUUCCCAACGACCCAUCAGAGACAGGGUGAUUCAUUUACUGGCUCUGAAGAAUUACAAGAAGCCAGAGCUACUUUCCCACUUAGAGAGAGAGGGAGUUGUGGAAAAGGACAAGGAAUCUCUUGGAAAGAUCCUUCAGGAGGUAGCCAACCUGGAUGCAAAUGAGAAUUCUUUCAGCUUGAAGGAACAUUUCUUUAAAGACAUUCAGGAAGAUUGGCCUGGCUACACUGAAAGAGAUAGACAGACAUUGGAGGUGACCCUUUCUCAAAAACCAACUCCAUCUCAGAAUGCCACCAGCACCAGCCAGUCACCAUCUCUGGGACCUUCUGAAGGAGAUACUCCACGCAGAACUGCUCAGAAACGGCCUCUGGCUUUUGACUUUCUCAAUCCUGUGAUGGGCAAGAAGCAGAAAAUUGACCAGGAGCCCAGUGAUGUCCAGCCAGCAGCUGGUGGCCACUCUCCUUCUUUCUUGGACCUGCCUUCCACAUCCUGUUCAAUUUUGAAGCUGUCUCCAAGUGUCAGAUUGAUUUCCACUUCCACCCCUGAAAAACAACAGAAGAAUAAGGUUCAGACACAUUCUGGAUUCCCAGUGUCUGCCAGGGUGCAGGGGAAGACUCCCAAGUCCGAGGGAGAAGAAGCAGAGGUCAGAGGAGCCCAACAGAACAAUCCAUGUCCUGUGCCUGGGAAGAAGAGGAUGGUGCCUGUGAGACUUGCAGACAUCGACUGGAGCGGCUGCGCUGCUGUUUACGUAUUAAGUUUUGUUUCGUCGGGCCAGGGUUUUAUGAGCCUUUAA